Messenger RNA from Jatropha curcas, 1431 nucleotides. It is a transcript of the gene RFC2, whose product is annotated as replication factor C 2. Gene Ontology annotation, biological process: DNA-templated DNA replication; DNA repair. Gene Ontology annotation, cellular component: nucleus; DNA replication factor C complex. The record is from RefSeq and is a predicted model, not a curated record. Gene Ontology annotation, molecular function: DNA binding; ATP binding; DNA clamp loader activity. Lineage: Eukaryota; Viridiplantae; Streptophyta; Magnoliopsida; Malpighiales; Euphorbiaceae.
CCGAUCGAAUAUUAACCAAGAGCCAAUUUCCCUCCAAAUUGAAGGCGUUUAGGGAUAGUCUUAGCAGUUCCACGGCGGGGUUUUGGUCAGAGAAAUCCUUUUUCUUUUCCCUUCUCUCCACUUCCCUGAACUCUCAUUAUCCUCAACAGUCACACAAUGGCAUCGUCGUCUUCCUCCGCCGGUAGCAGCACUAGCGGCUACGACAUUCCAUGGGUGGAGAAGUACAGACCCAACAAAAUCGCCGACAUCGUUGGCAACGAGGAUACUGUCUCCCGCCUUCAAGUCAUCGCUCGCGACGGCAACAUGCCUAACCUCAUCCUAUCAGGUCCUCCUGGAACUGGUAAAACUACAAGUAUACUGGCUCUUGCACAUGAGCUUUUGGGACCAAAUUAUAGGGAGGCUGUUCUGGAGCUGAAUGCUUCAGAUGACAGGGGUAUAGAUGUUGUGAGGAACAAAAUCAAGAUGUUUGCACAAAAGAAAGUGACACUCCCUCCUGGACGACACAAACUUGUAAUUCUCGAUGAAGCUGAUAGCAUGACAUCUGGAGCGCAACAAGCCCUGAGGCGCACUAUGGAAAUAUAUUCAAAUUCCACUCGUUUUGCCCUUGCAUGCAACACUUCUUCUAAAAUCAUUGAGCCUAUUCAGAGUAGAUGUGCGCUGGUUCGGUUUUCAAGAUUAUCCGAUCAAGAGAUACUUGGUCGUCUCAUGGUAGUAGUUGAAGCAGAAAAGGUUCCAUAUGUUCCUGAAGGCCUUGAAGCUAUUAUAUUCACUGCUGAUGGAGAUAUGAGGCAAGCUUUGAAUAACUUGCAAGCUACUCACAGUGGAUUCCGGUUUGUCAACCAGGAAAAUGUUUUCAAGGUCUGUGAUCAGCCUCACCCAUUGCAUGUGAAGAAUAUGGUUCGCCAGGUGAUUGAGGGAAAAUUUGAUGAUGCUUGUUCUGGUCUAAAACAGCUGUAUGAUUUGGGCUAUUCUCCCACUGAUAUAAUUACAACCCUUUUUCGUAUCAUAAAGAAUUAUGACAUGGCUGAAUAUUUGAAAUUGGAGUUCAUGAAGGAAACUGGGUUUGCCCAUAUGAGAAUCUGUGAUGGUGUAGGUUCCUAUCUUCAGCUGUGUGGCCUUUUGGCUAAGCUUGCCCUAGUUCGCGAAACAGCCAAAGCAUCAUAAGACAGCAGUUAUUUUCUGUUUUAGUAUUGCAGUAAUUGGAGUAGUUUGAUGUAAACAUCAGUUCUUUUUGGAUGUUCAGAAGGGUUCUUUAGGGUGGAAUCCAUUUUGUGGUAACUUCUGACUCAAGUGAAAACUAUAGAAACAGUAAGCGAUAAAAUAUUUAUAAUGCUGCUUUUUAAUUGCUUUUGUAAAGGGUUCUUGAGACGAAGCUUGUACUUGCUUUUGUGAAGUGUUCUUGAGAUGGAUAGUUUUUGAGGAGUCACCUUA